UAAACUGAAUUUACGUUUUUGCCCCCACCGUCGUCUUCCUCAAGAAACUCUUCGUCGCUGUUUCACAGACAGCGCUGAAAAUGAUUCCUGUGAUUCUCCUCCUCUUCUUAACUUCACUAGCGUACGUCUUUUUCCACUUCCUUCGAAAAACCGUAUGGAUACCGAUCCAAAUCCAGCGGCACUUCGAGAACCAGGGCGUUCGAGGGCCCGGCUACCGCCCAAUCUUCGGGAACACGGCCGAGCUCCGGCGGCGGCUGAUUUCCGAUGCGGAGAAGCAUCCGAUCUCUGGAAUUACACACGACAUAGCUCACCGUGUCAUUCCGCACUAUUUCCACUGGUCAACGCUCUAUGGGAAGAAUUUCCUCUAUUGGUUUGGGGCUACCCCCCGACUGGCUGUGGCCGACCCCGACAUGAUCAAGGAGAUUUUGAUCAGUAACCAUGCCGCAUAUCAAAAGAUUAAAUUCAAUCCUUCUUCGAAACUGCUCUUCGGCGAAGGACUCGUAGGAUUGGACGGCGAGAAAUGGGCCGUUCAUCGCCGGAUUGCUGCUCAGGCCUUCAACAUGGAGAGGGUCAAGGGCUGGAUUCCUGAAAUUGUGGCGAGCACAGACAAGAUGCUGAACAAAUGGGACGAAGAUGGAAGAGGGAAAAGCAAGUUAGAGGUGGAAGUGAACAAAGAGCUUCACCAGCUCGCCGCUGACGUCAUUUCCCGGUCAGCAUUCGGAAGCUGUUUCGAGGAAGGGAAGAGCAUAUUCGAUCUACAAGAACAGCAAAUCAGACUUGUCCUGCAAGCAAUAAGAAGUGUGUACAUUCCAGGAUUCAGGUUCUUGCCGACGAAGAAGAAUAGAAUGAGGAGGAAACUAGAUCAAGAAAGCCGAAGAUCGAUAACGAAUUUGGUCGAGAGGAGCGGCGAAAGCUUGGAAAAUUCGAGAUCGUUACUCGCAAUGUUGAUGUCACCGUAUAAGAACGAUGGCGGGAAAGAGGAGAGGCUGGAUGUCGACGAAAUCGUAGAUGAAUGCAAGACGUUCUACUUUGCGGGAAAGGACACGACGGCGAAUUUCCUUACGUGGGCGCUUCUACUCUUGGCUAAUCAUCGAGAGUGGCAGGCGCGGGCGCGCGAAGAAGUCCUCGUCAGUUGCGGGGACAAUGCACGUCCGACUGCCGACAAUUUGCCCGAUUUCAAGCUUGUGAGCAUGAUUUUGAAUGAGACGCUUCGUCUAUAUCCUCCGGCGGUCCAUCUGUCAAGAGAAGCAUCGCAAAAUGUAAAAUUGGGGAACCUCGACGUACCAUCUGGUACGCAGUUCUAUAUCGCGAUGACUGCCGUACAUCGGGAUCCCGAGAUAUGGGGGGACGAUGCGAAUGAGUUCAACCCUAUGAGAUUCGCCAAACCUCGUAGUAAUCAUAUGGCGUCGUAUUUCCCAUUCGGUUUAGGUCAUCGAGUGUGUGUUGGUCAGAAUUUAGCUAUGGUCGAGGCUAAAAUUGUUCUUGCGAUGAUUCUUCUACGAUACUCGUUUGUGAUCUCCCCGUCAUACGUUCAUGCACCCAUGCAAGCCAUGACGAUGCAACCGCAAUUCGGUGUACAACUUCUCUUCGAAAGGAUGUCGCAGUAGAGACACCGGAGAUUCUCUUGAACGCGGUUUCGCUACAUUGUAAUGUUUUAGUUGCGAUCUUUUUAACCGAUGUAACUUCGCUUCGUAGAUAUCUUGUUUUCCAUGGCUAUUAACGAGUUUUCGUCUACCAUAGUUUAAAUCUUGUGUUUUUUGAAUUCAAUAUGAAUUAUUUCAGCUAUCAAUCAAAUUAACGAGGGACCUCUCCGCUUCUUGUAGCCUCUGGGGUAUACAAUGGCCGGAAUUU
Molecule: messenger RNA, 1851 nt
Organism: Andrographis paniculata
Lineage: Eukaryota; Viridiplantae; Streptophyta; Magnoliopsida; Lamiales; Acanthaceae
Product: cytochrome P450 734A1
Exons: 4
Coding region: 81-1607 (508 amino acids)
Molecular function (GO): heme binding; iron ion binding; oxidoreductase activity, acting on paired donors, with incorporation or reduction of molecular oxygen
Source: RefSeq, a predicted model, not a curated record